CCAUCCAUUUACCAUUUAGAUAGCCAAUCACAUGCGUUCACAUAAUUUUGAUCACAAGUGUGAGCAGAAAAACAAACAGGCAGCCUAAAUGGCCAAAAUUAUGUAGACACAAACGACAUGUCUUACUGUAUUUCCGUGGAAGUUUAUGUCCACAUACUUUUGUCAUACAUUUUUCUUUCUACGUGUUUAUGUUCAGUGUCCGGCAGUCCCGUGUGUAACAUAAUAAUAUAUGUGCAAAUAGUCAGAAAGUAUGUGGAAAAUAAUUACAAGGUAGCCUAAAAUAAGUGUCCACAUAAUUUCGGGACAAAAAGUGCUGCUGCAAAGAGUUUAUGACCAGAACUAUGUGGACAAACACUCCAAGCGCUGUGUGUGUUUCCUGCAGCUUCAUCCUCUCAAUCUCGGCCUGCUGACCCCACGGCUGUGCGGCUGGAGGCGGACACAUUCCUCUGUCCUCCCCCCGGACGCUGUGAGGGAGGAGGCGGAGCUGCUGCUGCUUUAAUUAGUGAAGAAGGAGCAGCAGGAGGAGCAGAGGAGCGGACGGUUCGGAUUGUUACGCAGCAGACUGCCGGAGCUCUGUGUGUGUGUGUGUGUGUGUGUGUCCGUGUAUUUUGUGACAGUCUGGAUCUGUGCGGAGGUGUGCGGACAGCGGUGACCGGUUCGGAGCGUGCGCAGUGAGGACCACCUGCUGCUGGUCACCGAGCGGGCCAGGGCGCGCGGGGACGGAAUGCGGGUUUCACGCACGGAGCACGCGCAGUUCCUGAGCGCUCCGUGCUGUGUGAGUGCAGCGAGCAUGUUGCCAUGGUGCCCCGGGCUCAGAUGAGCGGCACGCGGAGGAGCUCCGGUCGGGAUGGCUCGCGAGGACGCAGUGAGGUGUCUGCGCUGCCUGCUGUACGCGCUCAACCUGCUGUUCUGGGUGAGAGGAGCGGGCACGCGCACGACUACAAGAGUCUGAUGUCAGCAUGUGUGCUGGGAGUGGCGGCGUGGAUCCGUGACUCUCUCAACACCGUUCUCACCCUGACGGCCCACACCAGGUUGGAGGAAGCUGCCGUCCUCACGUACUCUCCAGCUGUUCACCCCGUCAUUGUUGCCGUGUGCUGCUUUCUCAUCAUCGUGGCAAUGGUGGGGUACUGCGGCACGCUCAGGUGUGACCUGCUGCUGCUCUCCUGGUACUUCGGCAGUCUGUUGGUGAUCUUCUGUGUGGAGCUGGCCAGUGCUGUGUGGACCUACGAGGAGCCCUCAGUGCAGCGCUCUGACAUGAUCAGCCUGAAGUCUCGGAUGCCAAACUACGGCCUGCAGCGUUACCAGUGGCUCACACACACCUGGAACAGCUUUCAGACGGAGUUUAAAUGCUGCGGUGUCAUCUACUUCACUGAUUGGCUGGAGAUGACUGAGAUGGAGUGGCCACCUGACUCCUGCUGCUCGAAUCAGUAUCCAGGCUGCGCUCGCCAUGCCCACUACCACGACCUCAGCGACCUACACCAAGAGGGCUGCGGUCCAAAGAUCUACAGCUUCAUCCGUGGGACGAAGCAGCUGCAGGUGUUGCGUUUCCUGGGUGUGUCCAUUGGCGUGGCUCAGAUCAUCGCCAUGGCGCUCACUCUCACACUCCUCUGGGCACUUUAUUAUGGACGGAAGGCUCCAGAGCCGGACCCGCCCACACUGCCGCCACCGGAUGACCCCGACCCUGACACAGCAGCACAGGCAGCCUCAGCAGACGCUUUAAAGCCAGGCUGCAGCCGCUCAAAUAAAGGCUGCACCAACAUGGCUGCCACCACACCGAAACAUCAGUUUGAGAUGGAACGACUUCACGCCGCCGCCUGAAAAGCUUCGUCCGGCUUGUCCAACACCAGACAACCUUUACUCAGUGAGAACACGAGCACCGGCAGCUUCAGAGCAAAGCCACACCCCCGAUGACCUCCUGGCGUUACUGCAGCUCCGAUCAUCACAGAACAAAAAGCGUGUUAGCGCGUGCCUGUUGCUGAUCGAGGGGAACACACCAGCUACGCAUCAUCAGUUUUAUGUUAAAAUUUAAGAAUUCCUGAAGGUAAACUCUGGACUUACUGUUUAAAUAAGGAAGGUCAUGUGCUUUUUCUAAAGGAAACCAGGAAAAUAAUCUUUUAUUUUUACAGUCUUGCUCUAUCACAUCCUCUCAACCGCACCACUGGAUUAUUGUUGAUAUCAGAUGUAGAUGUGUGCACCCUCUCAGCUUCCUGUUGGUCAGAGUGAAGGCGUUCCCACUCUGACAGUCUGACAGGUGAUGGUAUUGGGUGUAGCUGCUGCUCUGUUCGUGCUUCUCUUGGUGGACUGUGAGUCGUCUGAAGAACAGACUGUAAACUGAGAAUGGACUGAAUGGGGGCUUACUGCAGGUCUGGAGGAGACAAGUGAGACAGGUGAGGAAGAGAGGAGGCUGUUCCUGUCAGACAUCGUGAACUCUAAAGGAGCUGAUUUUGUUCUUGGGGAUGAUGAAGUCAGAGAACAUGUUAGAGAACAGACUUCCUCCUGUUUGGACUCCCCGCCUCUAAUGAGACCAAACAUAUGGACACAGCCGCUUGGAGACGGACUCCAGAUGUUUUCCUGACAGCUGUGUCAGGAGCCACUGGAACAUUAGAUGACUUUUGAAUUGGAUUAUUUAUGGAGCUCUCUGAGAGACUGUACACCCACAGGAAGUGUGAGAGUCUGUGCAUGGUGUUGGAUAUUUAUUGUUUGUUAUUGCAGCGUUUUCACUGGAAUAAAACAAAGUAUUAAAGCUGUUUGAGACGGA
This is a messenger RNA of Oreochromis aureus, 2758 nucleotides long. RefSeq names its product tetraspanin 12 (gene tspan12). NCBI's taxonomy places the organism in Eukaryota, Metazoa, Chordata, Actinopteri, Cichliformes, Cichlidae. The transcript is spliced from 7 exons. Gene Ontology annotation, cellular component: membrane. Bases 799 to 1818 code for a protein of 339 amino acids. The record is from RefSeq and is a predicted model, not a curated record.